Zingiber officinale is the source of this 713-nucleotide messenger RNA. RefSeq lists its product as uncharacterized. The transcript is spliced from 3 exons. The record is from RefSeq and is a predicted model, not a curated record. Bases 303 to 668 code for a protein of 121 amino acids. NCBI's taxonomy places the organism in Eukaryota, Viridiplantae, Streptophyta, Magnoliopsida, Zingiberales, Zingiberaceae.
GGAAGGCAACUUAAAGGUGUCUAUUGAUGUUGUUUUACAAGAGGAAGCGGAGCUUCCAAUUCCACUUAAUUCGGGACCAACAGUAAUGGUAGAUGCUGUUGGAACUGUGGUUGGCUGGCCAAAAGAGUUGGUGACAUUUCCGACGACAAAGGUAUUUUCAGUUCACUUUUCUAUUGCUAAGUUAUAUAUUUUGCUACAAUUAUUUAAAAUUGCAGAAAAAGGAGAAACCUGCACCACCAUUUGCUAUUUUGGAGGUUCCUGAUGAGAAAAAUAAAUUCAAGGAAGUUGAAAGUGCUCUACCAAUGCCAUGCAAGUUUUUGUAUUCUUAUGUUGUUAGACUGAUGACUGAGGAGGAGACCAUUCCUAUCGAAUUUGAUAAAGCCAUGUUUGGACGUAAUGUGAGUACAUCGUUGUUGAGAGAUUAUGUCAUGCGCUGUAUGGAAAUGAGAGAGAUAGGGUCCAGGCAAAUUUUGGUUUACAUGGGUUACUUGUACAAGUACUUGAAGGAAACAAACAGGGUUGAGUAUGUGUCGUUUGUGGAUCCCAACAAAAUACCAGCCGCUCAAGAUGGCAGUACCUCUUCACAACACAUUGCUAAUCAGUUGAAAGCAUCAAACGGAGACAGCAUAUGCCUUAUCCCAUACAACACUGGUUUGCAGGUUGUGUGAAGAACCAGUACUAUACGCAGACACAAUAUGAUGAAGUGAGAAUUG